AUGGGGAAUUGUUGCUCUCGUGGCAGCCCCGCCGCCGAAGACGCUAACGACGACAAGGGAGAUGCGCCAAAGCAAGCAGAAGGUUCACCACCAUCAGGAGGAGCCAGCUCCAACUCCAUGUCAGACUCCAUCGGGAACGUCUUAGGACGGCCAAUGGAAGACAUUAAAGCAACGUACACCAUCGGUAAGGAAUUGGGUAGGGGGCAGUUCGGGGUGACCCAUUUGUGUACUCACAAGACGACCGGGGAACAAUUCGCUUGCAAGACGAUAACCAAGAGAAAACUAUCUACCAAAGAGGAUAUUGAAGACGUUAAAAGGGAAGUACAGAUCAUGCACCAUUUGACGGGUCAGCCUAACAUCGUGGAACUCAAGGGAGCCUACGAAGAUAAGCAUUCGGUUCAUUUGGUGAUGGAGUUGUGUGCCGGAGGAGAGCUGUUUGAUAGGAUCAUUGCUAAGGGCCAUUAUAGCGAGCGUGCUGCAGCUUCUUUGCUUCGAACCAUUGUUCAGAUUGUGCACACUUGCCAUUCUAUGGGGGUCAUCCAUAGGGAUCUCAAGCCUGAGAAUUUCUUGUUGUUGAACAAUGAUGAAGAUUCCCCUCUCAAGGCCACUGAUUUUGGUCUCUCAGCCUUUUACAAGCCAGGUGAAGAAUUCAAAGACAUUGUUGGAAGUGCAUAUUAUAUUGCACCUGAAGUUUUGAAGAGGAAAUAUGGACCUGAAGCUGAUAUAUGGAGUGUCGGAGUUAUGUUGUAUAUUCUUCUAUCUGGUUCUCCACCCUUCUGGGCAGAGUCCGAAAAUGGGAUAUUCAACGCAAUUUUGCGAGGUCACAUUGAUUUCUCGAGUGACCCAUGGCCUCGAAUUUCAACUCAAGCAAAGGAUGUCGUAAGGAAGAUGCUAAACGCGGAUCCCAAACAGAGGUUAACCGCCAGCCAGGUUCUAAGUCAUCCAUGGAUUAAAGAGGAUGGUGAAGCACCGGAUACACCUCUUGACAAUGCAGUUCUAAACAGGCUCAAACAGUUCAAAGCAAUGAACCAGUUCAAGAAAGUUGCUUUGCGGGUGAUUGCGGGGUGUUUAUCAGAAGAAGAAAUCAUGGGGUUGAAAGAGAUGUUCAAGGGCAUGGACACCGAUAACAGCGGCACCAUAACACUUGAAGAAUUGAAGCAAGGGCUUGCAAAGCAAGGAACCAAACUCUCUGAAUACGAAGUUAAACAAUUAAUGGAGGCCGCUGAUGCAGAUGGAAAUGGAACCAUAGACUACGAUGAGUUCAUCACUGCCACAAUGCAUAUGAACCGAAUGGAUAGAGAAGAUCAUCUCUACCAUGCCUUCCAACACUUUGAUAAAGAUAACAGCGGGUAUAUCACUACCGAAGAACUGGACCAAGCUCUACGUGAAUAUGGAAUGCAUGAUGACCAAGACAUAAAGGAAAUCAUUUCUGAAGUUGACAUCGAUAAUGAUGGACGGAUCAACUAUGAUGAAUUUGUGGCAAUGAUGAGGAAAGGAAACCCCGAACCAAAUCCUAAGAAACGACGUGAAUUGUUCAUUUAAUUAUUAUUGUGUUGAAUAAAUAAGCUGUAAAUAUUCCCUUGAUAGGCUAAUGGAUAGAUGACCCGACGUGAAAAACAUGCAGGAAAAAAAAAGUAAUAUAAAUUCUGCUGAAAAGAAAAAAAUAAAUUAUUAUGAUAAUCAAAAGAAGGUUCAAGUGUCGGGUUUUUUGUUAGAUCCACUAAAUCUAUGAAUAGCUCAAGGGGUGUAUUAUAUGUUAGAUUUACCAGGUCAGUCUAAUGGUUAUUGGGUUGUGCUAUCUGUUAGGUCGUCAUUAAAAG
Messenger RNA from Gossypium raimondii (Peruvian cotton), 1820 nucleotides. RefSeq names its product calcium-dependent protein kinase 17. Bases 1 to 1542 code for a protein of 513 amino acids. The record is from RefSeq and is a predicted model, not a curated record. Gene Ontology annotation, molecular function: calmodulin binding; calcium ion binding; ATP binding. The transcript has 8 exons. Gene Ontology annotation, cellular component: nucleus; cytoplasm. NCBI's taxonomy places the organism in Eukaryota, Viridiplantae, Streptophyta, Magnoliopsida, Malvales, Malvaceae. Gene Ontology annotation, biological process: intracellular signal transduction; protein autophosphorylation; peptidyl-serine phosphorylation.